AUGAGCACUUCAUUGCACAAGGUUUUAGCAGAAGCAUCAGUGAACCUACAUUGCAUAAAAGGAUUGGAAAAGGGCUCAGAAAUGUUGUUCGUUUGUCUCUAUGUUGAUGAUAUAAUUUAUAUGGGAGCUUCCGCACAACAAACUGAAAUUUUCAAGCUUCAUAUGAUUGAUCAAUUCGAGAUAACUGAUCUCAGAAUCCUUCAUUACUUUCUUGGCCUUGAGAUCCAUCAAAGCAGUGAAGGUAUUACUAUAUCACAAACUAAAUAUGCAGGUGAUCUGUUGCACAAGUUUGGCAUGGAAGGUUGUAAACAUUUGGCAACUCACAUGAAUGCCAAUAAGAAAUUGAAGCUAACUGAUGGUACAAUUGAAGGAGAUGCUGUGAAGUACCGGAGUAUGGUUGGGGAACUUCUAUACUUAACUCACACUCAUCCCAAUUUAAUCUAUGCAAUCAGUUUGGUCUCGCGUUUCAUGUGUCAACCCACCAUGCAACACCCAGGAGCUGUCAAGCGCAUCCUGUGCUAUGCUGCUGGUAUACAGACUUUGGGAAUCCAUUAUACUCAUGCACAUGAGUUUAAUUUAGUUGGCUAUACGGAUAGCGACUAG
Dioscorea cayenensis subsp. rotundata (Guinea yam) is the source of this 603-nucleotide messenger RNA. RefSeq lists its product as uncharacterized. NCBI's taxonomy places the organism in Eukaryota, Viridiplantae, Streptophyta, Magnoliopsida, Dioscoreales, Dioscoreaceae. The record is from RefSeq and is a predicted model, not a curated record. The transcript has a single exon. Bases 1 to 603 code for a protein of 200 amino acids.